Molecule: messenger RNA, 537 nt
Organism: Cylicostephanus goldi
Lineage: Eukaryota; Metazoa; Nematoda; Chromadorea; Rhabditida; Strongylidae
Source: the annotation of a GenBank genome assembly
AACCUAUCCGACUUCAUUUCCAUUUGCCUAGACGUCCACUGCUACGGUUACACCGCAUGGGAUCCUGUCGAAAAAGCAGUAAUCAUCGCGUUUGAGGGAACGAGCAAUAACAACCAAAUGACUGAUGAGAUACUCAGUUUCUUUUUCCACAAAGUAGCAUUUUUCGACAACGGCUAUCUAUUCAAAUAUUUCCAUGAUGCAUUUUUCUUUUUAUGGAAUGGAGGUCUCGAGCAGCAAGUAAGAACACUGAAAUAUCAAUAUCCAGAUUAUAAAGUUUAUAUUACUGGCCACUCACUUGGAGCAUCAAUCGCUUCUAUAACAGCCGCCUACCUUGUGAAAUGGAAUAUGUGGGACCCGAAGGAUGUCAAACUCAUAACUUACGGUCAGCCCAGAACUGGUGACUACGAUUUUGCUGUAUGGCAAUCGGCUACGUUCCCUUACUCCUACCGUGUCGUUCAUCACCGUGACCCCGUACCUCAUGUUCCACCGAGGCUUGGCCCUGAUAAUGUGUUCCAUCAUCGCUACGAAGUCUGGUAA